Molecule: messenger RNA, 2892 nt
Organism: Erigeron canadensis
Lineage: Eukaryota; Viridiplantae; Streptophyta; Magnoliopsida; Asterales; Asteraceae
Product: serine/threonine-protein phosphatase 6 regulatory subunit 3-like
Exons: 19
Coding region: 159-2690 (843 amino acids)
Molecular function (GO): protein phosphatase regulator activity; protein phosphatase binding
Source: RefSeq, a predicted model, not a curated record
UUUGUUCUCUAUCAUCAUUCACUCCAAUAAUAAUUAUUAUUACUAAUCCCAAACGGCCAAUCUGUGUAUCUAUCUAUACUUUUAUAUCUUUACAUACAUCUAUAUCUAUAUUUUUAUCUAGGAUUUUCAGAUCUAAAUCAUUCAUUCAUAAUUCUAUCAUGUUUUGGCACCUUACUGCUCUCUCUGCUUCUUCACCUGUCGAGUCUAUCUUGGACAAGGAGAAUUUUACAUUGGAAGAGCUAUUGGAUGAGGAAGAUAUUAUUCAAGAAUGCAAAGCUUUGAAUAGCCGCCUCAUCAACUUCUUGCGUGACAGAGUUCAGGUUGAACAAUUACUGCGAUAUAUUACAGAGGAGCCUCAGGAGGAUGCUGAUAGCAAACGUAUAUUCAAGUUUCCUUUCAUUGCCUGUGAGAUCUUUACAUGUGAAAUUGAUGUGAUCUUCAAAACACUAGUUGAAGAAGAGGAGCUAAUGAAUUUACUUUUUUCAUUCUUGGAACCAACCCGUUCUCAUAGUGCAUUGCUGGCUGGGUACUUUAGCAAGGUUGUGAUAUGUCUCAUGCUGCGGAAGACGGUUCCACUUAUGAAUUAUGUUCAAGUCCAUCAAUAUAUUUUUCAACAGCUGGUUGAUUUAAUUGGUGUUACAUCAAUCAUGGAGAUUUUGGUCAGGCUUGUUGGAGCUGAUGAUCACAUGUACCCUGAUUCUGUCGAUGUCAUGCAAUGGUUGACAGAUAGUAACCUGUUGGAGAUGAUCGUGGAUAAAUUAAAUCCAUCUAGUUCUCCUGAAGUACAUGCUAAUGUAGCAGAAACUUUAUGUGCAAUAACUAGAAACGUGUCAUCUUCUCUUGCCUCUAAGUUAUCUACCCCAAGUUUUGUUUCAAGGAUUUUUGGUCACUUGUUGGAUGAUUCACAUUCAAAAUCCGGACUUGUCAGCUCAUUGUCUGUGUGUAUAUCUUUGUUGGAUCCAAAAAGAUCUGUUCCUACACCUCCCUUCUAUUCUUUCCGAGGUCAGCAUAUGUACGAGUCACCCGUGCAAGUCAACCAAGAGACUGUAGGGGCAAUGCUACCCAAACUUGGUGAUUUGUUGAUGUUAUUGAACGUGUCACUAGAUGACAAAAUCUUGCCUACUACAUAUGGCCAGUUGAAGCCACCUCUAGGGAAGCAUCGUCUAAAGAUUGUGGAGUUCAUUGCAGUCUUACUGAAGACUGGGAAUGAAAUUGCAGAGAAGGAAUUAAUUAGCUCUGGAACUAUACAACGAGUUCUUGAUCUUUUCUUCGAGUACCCAUAUAAUAAUGCAUUGCAUCAUCACAUAGAGAGCAUAAUAUACUCCUGCCUUGAAAGCACAAAUGAUACCAUCAUUGAUCAUUUGUUUCAAGGAUGUGGUUUACUGACCAAGAUUCUUCAAACAGAUAAUAAUCCCUUCCUUUCUGGAGAACUUAAUCAGCCUACGUUACCGGCGUCUGGAAGGACUGGACUCCGACUUGGAAACCUUGGACAUAUCACCCGCAUUUCUAAUAAAAUCAUGCACUUGGCAAACGCUGAUAGUCGCAUUCAGACACAUAUACAGGAAAGUAGCGAAUGGAAUGGAUGGCAGGCUACAAUUCUACAGGAGCGGAAUAUAGUUGAAAAUGUGUACCGAUGGGCUUGUGGUCGACCAACUUCACUACAUGAUAGGAAUAGAGAUAGUGAUGAAGAUGACCUUCAUCAUGACAGAGAUUAUGAUGUUGCUGCUCUAGCAAAUAAUCUAAGCCAGGCAUUUAGAUACAAUGUGUAUGAUAAUAAUGAGGAAGACGAAGAGGGACACACAAAUCUUGGUCGAAGUGAUGAGGAAAAUUACUUUGAUGAUGAAUCUGCUGAAGUUGUCAUAUCAUCCCUAAGGCUGGGUGAUGACCAAGGCAGCAGUUUGUUCACAAAUUCAAAUUGGUUUGCUUUCCAAGACGAUAAAAUGGGUGAUGCACCUAUGACCACCGCCUCACCUUUUGAAAUGAUGGAUGAGAUCAACCUGCAAGAAUCUUCUACUGUUGGUACCACCAGUAUUGAUGAUGAUUUGGUGGUUGGCGUAGAUGAAGGAUUUCUUGAUAGCAAAACCUUAAGUCCUAACACCAAUCGAAGCCCAAAUCCAUUCAGUGAAGACUAUGUAGCAAGUAGUGGUGGAGACACGAAAAUGGGUGAUGGUGAAAUAACCAACGCAUCUGAUACUGAUUUUUUCAGAUUUGAGUCAACAGAUAAUGAAGACUUGUUUGCGGAUCGGCCCAUGCCCGAAUGGGUAGAAUGGGGUGAACCCAUUAGUGGGUCAGGAGUAAAUCCUUUCGAAGAUGACAGCAAUACCCCCAAUAUCGACAUUCCCAGUGAGCUUGAAGCACCAGCUGGAGUUGGUCUCCCGGUCAGCCCUGGUUCACCGUCUCUACCCAAUGGCACGUCAAGUGAAGGGUUGGUCGGAUCAUCUGAUUCAAACCAAAAAGAUGGCGCAGUGUCUUCAUUGUUUGAAGAAGAUGUGGAGUUUGUAGGGGUGGAGUCAGACGGGACUGAAAAGGCCAUGGAUAAGGCUCUUAAAGAGGGCAUUGUUGGGGAAGCAGGGGCACUAAAAAGAAAAGUUACACCUAGUGGAGGUGAAAAAGAAAAUAACGAGGAGGCGAAAGAGUUCAAUGACAAUAAUUAUUGGAGAGUUGAUCAAGAGAUUGCGGUUUCAGAAUAAAAUUGAAUACGGGGGGUGGGAUUAUAUUGUAUUAAAGUGAUGUACAGUAAAGCAUAGUUUUGUUAAAAAAUGGACAUAGUUGUGUAGGUUAAUCUCAAAUGCUUGACUACUUGAUUAUUACUUGACUUUGUAUUUAUGUUCAGAGUUUUGUUUCUAAUUAUGUUAUACAGAUUACGGAGGUUUGAUUCCCUCCUUUGUAACU